AUGGAUAAUUCAAUGUCUGUGGACUUUUCAAAUUUACUUGAAAAUAAUGAAGAUUAUAACGUAAAAAUUAUAGUUGGCGAGGAACCAAAUAUUAAAGAAUUUAAAGUACAUUCGAUAAUCUUAUCUUCUAGGUCAAUUUAUUUCAAAAAUGCAUUGUCUUCACGAUGGGCAAAGAAAGAAGAUGGAAUCAUCGUUUUUAAUAAGCCUAAUAUUGCACCCUUGGUAUUUGAAGUACUUAUAAAGCAUAUUUAUACAGGAGUACUUUCAGUUGGAAAUAAUGAAGUUAAUCUUAUAGAUGUCAUCAUUGCUGCCGAUGAGCUUCAAUUACUUGAACUUUAUCAACAACUUGAAAAUCAAUUGCUUGGGAAUAAAUUGACUUGGAAACCAAAAGAUAUUAUUACAGCUUUGGAACACGAUCGUUUUACUAAUUUAUAUAAUUUUGCAUUAGGAUUAAUGAAUAGAAAUCCUAAAAUUAUCUUUGAAUCAGAAUAUUUCUCAAAAAUUACAGAAGUUCAACUUAUUCAGCUUUUGAAAAGUGAUGAGCUUGAAUUAGAAGAAAUUAAAAUUUGGGAAUAUUUAAUUAAAUGGGGAAUUGAAAAUACCGAUUCUAUUUUAGAUGAAGAUUCAAUUAAGUGGACACCAGAGAAUUUUGUGGAUCUAAAAAAUACUUUACAUAAUUGUAUUUUUCACAUUCGAUUUUUUAAUAUGUCACCUAAUGAAUAUACAAAAGCUACGUUCCAUUUUAAAGGUAUUCUACCAGAUGGUCUUGAUGAAGAAGUUUUACGAUAUUUUUCAGAUCCUAAUUCCAAGCCUUCAUUCAAUAUUUUACCAUUAAGAGGGUAUCCGUUUGACUCUAAGAUUAUUAAUUCUAAAGAUGCAGCACUAAUAGCAAGUUGGAUCAAUAAGAAACGAACGCCUUAUCAUUAUAAAAGUUUACCUUUUAAAUUUAAACUUAUUUAUCGUGCUAGUCGAGAUGGUUUUGGAAUUAAUAAGUUUCAUAACAAUUGUGAUAAUAAGGGAUCAACAGUCGUUGUCUUUAAAGUCCGUAAUUCAAAAGAAAUAAUUGGCGGAUAUAAUCCAUUAGAAUGGCGUAGCGUUAAAACAGAAGAAAAUGAAACAUCAUCUCUAUUAUCUCAUAAUCAAGAUUUUUAUAAUAAUUAUAAUUAUAAAUGCAAAACAUCAAAUAGUUUUAUAUUUUCAUUAACAAAUCAAAAAAUUCCUAUAUUAAGCCGAAUUUCCUCCAAAGAAGAAGCAAUCGUUUGGUGUAGAAAUAAAGGACCAUGCUUUGGUUUACAAGAUUUGUGUAUCAAACCUUUAAGUAAUGUUGGCGUCAUUUGUGAAAGCAGGCAGCAUUCUUAUGAAAAAAAAAUUAUUAACAGAGAAAUUUUUGAAAUAGAAGAAUACGAAGUAUUUCAAGUUGAUAAGGGAUUUUUUAAUAGAAUGCUUCAAUUUAUUACGAAGUGGUUCAAGAAAAUUUUUCUAUAUAUUAUGAUGAAAAUAAUUCUUAUUAUUAAGAUAAUUAUUCAUAUAAGUUUACUCUUGAUUCAACUCUCAUUGUGUAUAGUAAUGUUUCCAUUAGCUUUCAUUCUACCUGGUUAUUUAUUGUAUAUUAGUGAUAUUGAGAUUACUGGUCCUCUUACAGCUUUUGCAGUCAUUUUUGCAUAUUUUUUCAUGCUUAUAUUAUUAUUCAUGACUGUUAUUUAUAUAAUGCGUUGCGUUAAUGAAUAUAUAGAACGUAUCUGCAACAAGCUUUUUGGUGGUUACAACACUUCAUCCUAUGCAAGGUAUUGUUUAGAGAUAGCUAGCUGA
Rhizophagus irregularis DAOM 181602=DAOM 197198 is the source of this 1809-nucleotide messenger RNA. RefSeq lists its product as uncharacterized. The record is from RefSeq and is a predicted model, not a curated record. Lineage: Eukaryota; Fungi; Glomeromycota; Glomeromycetes; Glomerales; Glomeraceae. Gene Ontology annotation, molecular function: protein binding.